AAAGAAGUUUCCUCUUUAUUUCAGUCAGAUUCUGAAUGGUCCAACCACGAUGGACAGACCUUUUACGCCUGUCUAGUCGCCAUUGAACCUAAAGUACACUCUAAUAACUAAUAUAUAAUAUUAAUAACUAUUAGAUGCACAACGAGACUAUAUAGUGUACUAGCUACUACACUAUUCAACUUCCCUCCAAUAAUUAAUGUUACUUUCUUUAAUUUAUAGCUUUUUCUCUGGGUUUUUGUUUGUAGGUUUGUUCUGAUUUGAUAUUAUAUAGCUAUGCCAAACACACAAGCAAAAAAAAGCCUAAACUUAAAUCUCUGUUUCAAAAAAAUCAAGCUUUCCCAACUAUUCUCCCAAUCUCUUCCUAUGACGACUCCACAAAUCACCCCAGAAGAUCACAGCCGUCCAUUACCUCAACCCAAAUGCUCAUCAAUCUUGGUCAGAAACUUCAACUCACUUUACGAAAAUACCCUUGAUUUUUCCACCUCCAACUCUCCAACAUCUCCUUCCGCACACUCCGUCGACGACGAUGAUAACGACGGCGGUGCAGUCGCCGUCGCCGCCGCAUUUGCUUCUAGUAGAUUCUUCUUCUCCACUCCCGGAAGGUCAAACUCUAUCGUUGACUCGUCCACUACUAUUACCGCCUCCGCAGAGCCCGAUGAGGCAGUCUCCUCUACGCUCUUCGGAAACAGCGUGGCGGUGCCGACGAUAUCGCCGGACCCCUACUCGGAUUUUCGAAGGUCCAUGCAGGAAAUGGUGGAGGCGCGUGAGGUUGGUGACGUGGAAAAAUCUAAUUGGGAGUUCUUACAUGAACUUCUCUUGUGUUAUCUUGCUCUCAAUCCUAAAAGCACCCACAAAUUCAUUAUUGGCGCUUUUGCCGAUCUGGUUGUUAACGUUUUGCCUUCGCCGCCGGAAAGUGGCGGUGGCCGCCGGGAAUCUGAUGUAGUCGCGGAUAUUUAUGAGAAUAAGAGGUAGAUGAUUUUGUCUCUUUGCUGGGUUCGUUUAAUUAAUAAACUUUACUAAUUAAUUACAUAAAAUAUGAGAUGGGAACUGAAGUUGGUCCCCCAUUGAUUAUUUAAUUAAUACCGUGUUAUUGUAUGUUAAUUCAUGAUUAUAUUAUAACAUGUUUAUUCACUUGUUCCA
This is a messenger RNA of Cannabis sativa, 1140 nucleotides long. Its product is annotated as transcription repressor OFP12. The record is from RefSeq and is a predicted model, not a curated record. Gene Ontology annotation, biological process: negative regulation of DNA-templated transcription. The coding region runs from base 274 to 972 and encodes 232 amino acids. The transcript has a single exon. Lineage: Eukaryota; Viridiplantae; Streptophyta; Magnoliopsida; Rosales; Cannabaceae.